Molecule: messenger RNA, 1387 nt
Organism: Amoebophrya sp. A120
Lineage: Eukaryota; Dinophyceae; Syndiniales; Amoebophryaceae
Source: the annotation of a GenBank genome assembly
GCAGAGGCGAAGGGCCUCCGCAUUGGUUUCGCGGCCCGUUCAGUGUUCAGCCUUCUUGCACGCAACUCGAACAAAAAAGACAAUCAUAAUCUAUGACAAAUCAAACCUAUACUUGUUGCUUAAGCAAUGCACUGCGCUAGACGCAAGCUCAUAGUAGAAGUCGAACAAUAUCAAUGACGAAAGAGCUGCGGUGGGGCAGCGCCUCUUAAUCACGACUCCCCCCGCAAAAUGCAUCCUCCUGCAAUCCUCGAAGCUGUUCGUCGCGUCGUCGACGAGUUUGACGCUUUGCAGAGCAUCUAUGGGCUCGACUUUUCCACGGACAGCGAUGCCCUAUCGGAAUUACGCCGAAUCAGCACCACGACUAGCGACCCUUCUAGCGCCGCACGCAGCCGACAGGCGCCUGAGCAUUCAUCUACCGCAAGAACUUCUGAAUUCACGCCCGUUCUAAAAGAACUUCCCGACGUGAAGCUUCGUCUCAACGACACAACGACCUUGCGCGCCUUGCUGCCAGUCCGUUACCUUCUCGACCCGGAUGCCGUUCCCUUGGUGUGGCUCGACCAUGGAGAAAGAAGUCGAGACAAAGCGUCGAGCCCGGGCACCAUAGUGGCCCAAAAGGACGUCUUGGACGCUGCGCUCCAAGCGUUCGUCUAUGAGCAAAGCGCGUCCCGCGACGAGCCGGUGGAGAUGCUACUGGAGAUAGCGCAGCACGCCACAGAUUUAUUGCACGACCAGGAGCAGUUGCGGCAAGUGGAAGCAGCGACAGACUUCGAUGAUGACGAUGCUGACAGCAGUUCUGUAGUUUUUGACAACUUUUUUGGCAACACGGAGGUAACCAGCACCGGACAGACCAUCACGAAAGCGAAAAAGCUGGGGCGGCGGCUGAUGUACUCGCACCACAUUCGCGCGCCGGGAAAGAGACGGGCCAUUAUCGAGUGCGCGAGACAGCUGAACCUUUCCGGCUUCAGCAAAAUCGGGUACCCUGGGGUGGUCCUAAUUGAGGGCGAGGAGGACGCGUGCGACGCGUAUGUGAAUGCAAUUCAGCGACUCCGGUGGAAAUACUUCGCAGUGCGCGGGGAGGAGAUUGUCGAGGCAGAUGACGAGUGUUUAGCGACAGGAACGAUCAACAGCUUGCGAAAAUUACCCCUGGGCCUGUUUCACGAGUUUGGCCCUGACGAAAUGAACCUGCUCGCGGCAGAAUGCCGAAAAUACGACUUGGAAGACCUGUUCAAAACUUGUAUGAAAAUCUACCGAUGAAUGAGAAUGAACAAUACGAGCACCUUGUACAGCAAGAAGUGCAUACUAUCUAUCUAAGCUUAUAAUGUAAAAAAGGUUUCUCUUUCUAAAAGCACGAAGGAAAGUCAUUCAAGUACAAGACAGCCAGUCACCG